CGGUUCAUAUGCCAUCAUGAGCGGCUCAGUGCUUCGCUGUGCUGUGAUGAAGACCCCUGAUGAAACGGUCAGCAGCACCGAGGGCGCACGGAUUCCUCGCCACAUCUGAGUAGACGACCUCCUACCGACUUACUUCACGUCACCCCGCCCGUCUGCCUGCCGUCUCCUCCCUAAAACCUUUUUCCUCCGACCAAGCCUUUGAGCGACUCUGGGCUUGGAGAGAAAGAAAGAAAGGAAAAGAGAUCCAGAGAGAGAAAGUGUGGGAGAGUCAAAAUACAGACUCCCAACAUCACCUAGACUACCUGCUCCAGCACAACAAGGGGAGGAGGACGCACAAGUGCAGGCGCGUCCAUGCGUGCCAGCCGAACAAGACAUUAAGCGGGAGGGGAAAACAGGACCACAAAUAACAUUGGAAUAAGAGUUGUAUCCCGAGAACUCUUUAGGGAGGAAAAGCGCACAGCUUUGCUACAAGAACAAGACAGCCUAAAUGAGUACAUGGUAAGAAGAGUCAUGCAUCUCAACAGAGAAGAAGACAACAGCAAAGGCUCGGUGUCUCUCAGUGUGUUCCUGGUGUCUGUUGCAUGUGUGGUUUGCGCCGUUUGGUUGGUUGCUCUAUGUGGCGUCUGCACAUGGUGUCAACGUAAACUGGGGAAAAGGAAUAAACCAGGGGUGGAGGCUGCCAGCUCUCCAGAUUCUGUGAGAGGUCGAGGGGAAAAUAAAGCCAUCAACGAUCUAGACAGAGACUUUUGGAAUAACAAUGACAGCAGCAAUGUGCAACAGAGGUGGAGCUCCUACCCGCCCAAGGAGUUCCUCUUAAACAUGUCUCCAUAUGCUCCCUACGGAGACCCUCGCCUCACGCCCAAUGGGGCCGUGGCUAAGGGUGGGCAGGGCGGUGCUGGACCCUCACCGGGGGCCAGCGACAGCGGGGUUGGUGCUUGCUCUGACACUGGGGCGGGGCCAAGUCGCAGUGACAGCGUUCGGAGCAUGGUGACAGGGGGCAGCAAGGCCGGGCGCUGGCAGACGGUCCAGAGCCACAUGCAUGCCGGAGGCCUGCGGUUUAGCAAUUUCGGGGACACCUCCCUCUCCUCUGCCUCCACCCUGGAGCACAUCCCAUCCUCGGCCGUGGCUCGUCCUCGUCCCCUGGUCCGGCAGCAGAGCCUCCAACAGCCCCUCACUCACCAGCCCCCUCCGGGUCCCAACGACCCCCCGGUCACCUCACAGAGCCUGGGCCAGCUGCACACGGGUCCAGGCGGCGGGGGCCACCGUGGAGGCCCGCGGGGGGUCCGGGGGAGUCCGGCUGGAGCCUCCCGGUACAGAGGAGGAGGGGCGGGCCGAUCGAGGUCGAACCCAGGCAGCUGGGACCACAUGGUGGAGCAGAUCCGUCACAGAGGGCUGGACGUCAAGUCGUUCUUUGAGGGGAAGAUGGUUGUUCUGUCUCUAGCUAUCGGGCUGGCUGAACAGGAUGACUUUGCCAACCUGCCAGAUCUACAGGAAGCGCCAGCGAGCAAAGAAAACGAAACCACACCAGAAAAAAGAACUCCAGGUAACAAAACAGGCAACAGCCCCAGAGGACAGACCCCAGAUGAGACCGGACGGCGCCAGGGGCCAAGCCACGAUGCCAACUCUUCUGUUUCUGACUUGGCCAACUCGGUCACCAGUGACAUGCUCAUGGUAACACACAAUGCCAACACACUGUCACCAGGUUCGGAGGAAGACGACCACGAAGGUCCAGUGUGUGAGAAGCUGGGUCGCAUCCAGUUCAGCGUCGGAUACAGUUUUCAGGACUCCACCCUCACCGUUAAAAUCCUCAAGGGCCAGGAUUUGCCUGCGAAGGACUUUUCCGGUACCUCUGAUCCAUUUGUCAAACUCUACCUGCUGCCAGACAAGAAGCACAAACUGGAGACCAAAGUCAAGAGGAAGAAUCUAAACCCCCACUGGAAUGAGACCUUUCUGUUUGAAGGGUUCCCCUAUGAGAAGGUGGUCCAGAGGACUCUCUACCUGCAGGUUCUUGACUAUGACCGCUUCAGCAGGAACGACCCCAUAGGAGAGGUGUCCAUCCCCCUCAAUAAGCUGGACCUGGCCAACAUGCAGACUUUCUGGAAGGAGCUCAAACCAUGUAGCGAUGGCAGUGGAAGUCGAGGGGAUCUGCUGGUGUCUCUGUGCUACAACCCCACAGCCAACACCAUCACUGUGAGCAUCAUCAAAGCCCGCAACCUCAAAGCCAUGGACAUUGGAGGCACUUCUGACCCCUAUGUAAAAGUGUGGUUGAUGCACAAGGACAAGCGUGUGGAGAAGAAGAAGACGGUGGUAAUGAAGCGCUGUCUGAACCCUGUUUUCAAUGAGUCCUUCCCCUUUGACGUGCCUGCCCACGUGCUGAGGGAGACCACCAUAAUUAUCACUGUCAUGGACAAGGACAGACUCAGUCGCAAUGAUGUCAUUGGAAAGAUUUAUCUUUCAUGGAAGAGUGGCCCUGCAGAAGUAAAACACUGGAAAGACAUGAUGGGUCAUCCUCGUGCUGCCGUGGCCCAGUGGCAUGCUCUCAAGGCCUGAGGGAUCCAGCUACCAACCUGCCUACAGUGUUUUUCUCCCCAAGAAUCCAGCAUCAGCCUCCCAGCCCCUGCCCUCAGCACAUAUCCCCAACUCCCUGAACGCAGUCUCAAGGCUGCAGACCAUGUAUCAUCUCUUUGUUCUCAGGCCUCUUUGAUAUUCCUUCGCCCUCAGUCCUUGUGACACCAUCUUUAAAUUUCACCCCUGUCAAGCUCUGAUUCCCACCUGACCCCCUCUCAUCCGUUUGUCUGAACUUAAAAAUGUCUUUGAUGUUUUCACUUACUUCCUCCUUGUGCCCUCUUUAUGAGAUUCUGUUUUUUUUUUUUUUUGACACAUCCCUCAGUCUGUCCUCCACCAUUUCAACCAUUCCCAGUGUUUAACAUCUAAGCAGUACCUCUUGCCACCCAUGAAUAUAAAGUACCAACCAAAAAUUUAAUUCAUAUUCCCACCAUUCUCCGUGGCGGCAAGAUGGGCUGUGUUCAAACAUGCACAUGAGUGUGACUGGCCUGUGCAACCCAUUUACCCCUUUCAUGUGGCGUUGCAGUGAGGAUUCUUCCUAUCUGCUGCUCACCUUUUUGUUCAAGUUCUCUUCCGUUUCCGUCACUUUUCCUCCAUGCCGUUAAAAUGCCUGAAAAAUCAGGAAACCCCACACAGGCAAUGGAGGAGUGAUGGGCUGUAUUUAAAAUGGACUGCAACUGGACACUGUCACUCGACUCAUGUUUGAACUUUUAGCACUUUUCACUCUUGCUCUGGUACCACUGUAAUAAUUCUCCCUUUGGCUGGAACCCCUUUGUUGUCUGUGUGUGCUGUGGGUGAUGUGCUGUAACCCCAAAUGAAGUUCUUUGACAAAAAUAGGAUAUGAACAUGAACAUUUAACACUGGUCUGAUAGGGCAAGUGUCAAAAAAGAUAUACUUUCCUAUUUUCUUGGAAAAGAAAUCCCAAUGGACGGAAAGAAAAAAACAAAGUGAUUAAUGUUGUGUUUUAUUUUUUGGUUUCAAAAGAACUUAGAGAAUCGACCUGUUCUUCCAGACACAGAAAAUAAGCAAAAAGCAGCUUCCAUAAGCUUGGAAGUGUGGAAUAAUGUAUGAGUGUUUGUGUGCGUGACAGAGUAUUUUAGACUUGCACAGCUAAAUCGAAGAGUUGAAAACAAAACAGCCCUUGAUAAUGAUUGUAGAACUUUUAGAGUUAGUAGAUUAGCUGAGCACGUGGGAGGAGGUCACUGAGUUUAAAGGGUCAGUCCACCCAAAUCACACCCCACAUGCAGUACUUUGUCAUGUACUUUAGCCUAAAUAUGAAGCAAGACAGACAGUUUCAGAUGGAAUUUAUUUGUGGUUCCAUCUGCAUUCAAAUUGUGAAAAUAAUCUGGAUGUUUGUUGAAUUAUUAAAACCAAAAUUCCAUAUACUUCCGUCAAACCAUGGUGGUCGGAGAGGUCUCAGUAACAGCAUGGAAACUUAGACCGAAACUUUCUGCCUAGCUUCAUAUUUCUAGGGAUAAAUGGAUAAAGCAUGUUUUUGUUUUUGUGACAAAAAAAGAACCUUAGCGCAAGGUCUCCUUUCUAGCUUUUUACUGCGUUGAAGCCCAAGACAUCAGUGGCUGGGGCAAAAAUUAUAACACCCUGAAGAAAACAGGGAGCGAGGACCUCACAGCACCAACACACAAUUGAUUAGUUUUGGUGCGGUGACGCCUCCUGCAAGCCAAGACCUGAAAAAUGUGUGGUCUGCCAUGAGAUUUGGAUUAACCUGCACAUCAAAUGACCUAGAAAGCAGAUCUUUUAAUGUUACUUUUCUGUUUUCAAUGUUGAGAAUAAAUGUUUAGGCUCUUUUUUGUGAUUUGGGAGAACAGACAAUUUAAGAAUUCAGGCAGUAAUGACUACAGGUGGGAAUACAUCAGUAAAUCAUUUACAUUAAAUUAAUCAAAACACAUUGUAUCUCCUUCAUUCGGCAUUACAGAAUACCAGGACUUUUUUCUCUUUUUGGUUCUACAGACCUCUGUGAGUCUAACGACAAUAUUAGACUAGAUUUUCUGUUUUUAUAGUAAAGCUCCAGCUUCUACUUGUUUGCUUUACUGCCUGAAUGUGACCUCUUCUGAGUCCUGUAUAGACACGUGCUGAUCAGAUGAAUGGAAACAAAUUAGAGUAAUAAUAUCUGGGGGAAGUCUUUUUACAUUCCACAGUUUUUGUCUACUGGGUGUGUGUAUGUGUGCAUGUUUGCACUGUGAGUGUGUGUCAGUAUUUGGACUUCAGUUCGUGUGAUUGUAUUUACUGUGAGUCCCUCUGUGUAUAUCUGCACUAAGUUCUAUUUUGCCAGUUUAAUACAGAACAGCAUUGUUGUUAUUUUGUAUGAAUCCAGAUGUACAAAGAAAUAUGUUUUUUUUUUCUUUUUGAAACGGUCACUUCUUUAAAAAUCACUGCACUUGUUGCCGACGAUGCUGGAACAAACCUCUCUCCAUCGCAGGGUUAUUUUCCUCGUGUGGUCUAACAGGGACGUUUGGUUUUGGGAGGAGGCCAAUCUGUUACACACGAGCUGAGAGUGAAGGUCAUCGGAGAAGUGUCACAAACAAAGCUUUACGGCAACCCACAAUAAAAACCUGUUUUAUUCGAGCAUCAGACGCCAGAUUUUUAGUUGAGACAGAAGCAGCUAGCAACAUUUUGUCCUGAAUGUCCUAUCUAUCCUUCCUAUGUGCUCCGAUCUGAUUCACCAAGGCCAAAAAUCGAAGGGUGGCUCCUAAACAUCACAGCUGACGCUCCCCUCAAAACACCCCCAUUGUGCACACAUGCUUUCUGGCACAAAGUGUUCUGUGUGUGCCUUAUAAACCCCGCCACGCCUUGCUCUUCACCAUAUGCGCUGCCUCCCCAAGAGUCAGGGAGGGGAGGAAAUAAAGGUGAUACAGGAGGUAAUCAUCACCUCUUUGCAAACUGUUAGCUACGUCUCAGGUCAGAGCCGAGCAAUGGAGCAUCCCAAAAUAACCAGGAACAUAGUCAUGUGUCUGUCCUGACGGCCCCGCGUGUUAAACAGGGGGUUAUUUCAAAUGCUGCCGACAAAGCAUUACAUUCCAAAGGCUUCGGGAAAAGUCACUUUAAUCAAUGCAACUUAAAUAUUGGUUGAAGAUUAGUCAGGGUUUGGUAUAUUUUUUUAAAGAAAUCCAGCUAGAUUCAUCUUUCUACACUCUUCACUGGCCAAAUUACCACACACUGGUAAAGUUUCUUUAGGGCAUUCUCUUAAGGGACUGCUUGAGACAAAGAGAGGUUAACCAGCAACAUUUUAAUUUAUAUACUGUAUAAAUGAUUGUAAGUGUCCUGUAUGAAAAAAAGAAAAAAAAUCAUCAGUAUUUGCUGGGGUUGUUGAUAUCUGUCUGUCGUUGGUAUCACUAACCCCCUGUCUUUCACUCACUUUUCUCUUUGUAGUUACACAUCCGUGGGGUGCCCAAUGUUAAAUAUCAACCAUUUAUUUUUUUGAAAUCUGUACAGUGUAUAUAAUAAUAUAAAUGUGUAUAUAAAACAAA
Acanthochromis polyacanthus (spiny chromis) is the source of this 6050-nucleotide messenger RNA. RefSeq names its product synaptotagmin VIIb (gene syt7b). NCBI's taxonomy places the organism in Eukaryota, Metazoa, Chordata, Actinopteri, Pomacentridae. Gene Ontology annotation, molecular function: clathrin binding; SNARE binding; calcium-dependent phospholipid binding. Gene Ontology annotation, biological process: vesicle fusion; regulation of calcium ion-dependent exocytosis; cellular response to calcium ion. Bases 496 to 2550 code for a protein of 684 amino acids. Gene Ontology annotation, cellular component: membrane; axon; synapse. The transcript is spliced from 13 exons. The record is from RefSeq and is a predicted model, not a curated record.